This is a messenger RNA of Exaiptasia diaphana, 1554 nucleotides long. RefSeq names its product palmitoyltransferase ZDHHC16. Lineage: Eukaryota; Metazoa; Cnidaria; Anthozoa; Actiniaria; Aiptasiidae. The record is from RefSeq and is a predicted model, not a curated record. Bases 161 to 1219 code for a protein of 352 amino acids. Gene Ontology annotation, biological process: protein palmitoylation. The transcript is spliced from 10 exons. Gene Ontology annotation, cellular component: Golgi apparatus. Gene Ontology annotation, molecular function: palmitoyltransferase activity.
UCGACCAUUAGUACUAACAAGUGCGGCGUGUCUUCUUCCGUUUAGACCUUGUUUGAACCAAAAUAUGCCACUCGUUUGACACGGUCCUUGCUUCCAGGCUAAUAUAUUACUCAUUUAGCCUCUGCAUACUUCUAUUUCUUCCCUUUGCAUCAAAUCAUGAAUGAUGUUCAAACGAAUUUUCACCUUGUUCCGUGUUGGAUUGUUCACUUUACGAUCGCUUGCUUUUAACAAGACCAACUCUAAAGCAGUCAUUCUUGAUGCGGCGUUUAAACCUAUCCUGUGGAUAGUGGAUUACUUUGUUGGUGUACUCGGCCCGAUUUUUGUAGUUCUUGUCAUUGGACUGAUAGCAAGUGUUGUCAUUAUUUAUUACGCUUCUAUAUUACCCAUGAUCCUUGAGGACCAUAUAUGUUGGAUAAUAUUCCAUAUCAUACUGUCGCACUGGCUUCUCAUAAAUAUUUGCUUUCAUUAUUUUAAAUCUGUUUUUACAAGUCCUGGUUACUCACCAAAGCUUGAGGAGCUGUCCCUGAAAGUAAAAGAGCAAGAUUAUGUAAUUUGCAGACAAUGCUCUCAGUCCAAGCCUGAAAGAACCCACCACUGCUCCAUUUGUAAAAGAUGUGUUUUAAAAAUGGAUCAUCAUUGUCCUUGGAUCAAUAAUUGCGUUGGUCACUUCAAUCAUCGCUACUUUAUUCUCUUUUGUAUUUAUAUGUGUCUUGGGAGUGUGUAUGUUGCUCUUAGUUCAUGGAGAAUGUUUGUUGAGCAUUUCUUUGAUGACAAGGAAACUGAGUCAAAGCCUAUAAAACCUACUGAAGAUGUAUCAUUUCAGAAAAAGUUUGCCAUGUUUCUAGGAAGAUAUGAAAAUGUUGAAGACUUUGACCACAACAGCAUAAUAUUUGUCUUCAUGUUGUGCUCUGCAGUUGCCAUAGCACUAGGACUACUCUCUGGCUGGCACAUUUUGCUCAUUCUUAAAGGAGAGACUUCAAUUGAAUUACACAUUAAUAAAAAGAACAGAAUUGAAUAUAGGAAACUAGGAAAGGUGUACAAAAAUCCCUAUGAUUAUGGGCCAUGGCAAAACUGGAAGAAACUGCUAGGUAUUGUGAAUAACAGGUCAUGGAUGAGUAUACUAUUACCUUCAUCGCAUCACCCUUAUGGCGAUGGCAUAUCAUGGAAACCUCCAUCAAAAACUGUUACUUAUAGAUCAAGACAACUACUGCCUGUAUGAUACACAUCUAGGUCUUAGUAGGGACGUUGGUGGUUUUUAAAGAAAGGGGGGGCUAUCACUCACAGUAUAUUGUUUUAAGGAAUAAAAAAAACUUAGUUUGUGCACAUGUCAACUAAAUAUAGAGAUUUCAAGUCUUAAGGUGAUCAAUUAUAAUGUAAAUUUGUUUCUAGCCUUUAAAGGUCCCCCCCCCCCAUCUCCAAUCUCCCUGCUUAUGAAUAAAUUGAUUCUAUAGUAUAUUAUAGAUAUAUUUUUUGAAGUUAGCCCAUUAUUUUUAUCAUUGUACAUGACUUUAAUGUGUAAAUUAAUUAUUAAAACAAACCACAAUCUAACAAUUA